Messenger RNA from Metschnikowia bicuspidata var. bicuspidata NRRL YB-4993, 2856 nucleotides. It is a transcript of the gene CHS2, whose product is annotated as chitin synthase I. The transcript has a single exon. Gene Ontology annotation, molecular function: chitin synthase activity. Lineage: Eukaryota; Fungi; Ascomycota; Pichiomycetes; Serinales; Metschnikowiaceae. Bases 1 to 2856 code for a protein of 951 amino acids. The record is from RefSeq and is a predicted model, not a curated record. Gene Ontology annotation, cellular component: cell periphery; cell septum.
AUGAACGAGCCUGACCAGACGGACGGGGUCUACAACUACUCGCCGGCCCGAAGCAGAAGCAGCAGCCUGGUCGUCUUCCAGCUGCAGCCACCUUCGUAUCUAACGGGAGAAGCAGAACAGCUGAACGACAAUUUCUUGGCGUACUAUGAAGGGACCCGGCCCUCGGAAAUCUUCAAUCCAGUGCAAAACUACCCAGAGCCCCUGCACAACUACGACCGGCCCAACCCCAAUCCGUUUGGAGCGGAUUACGAGAUGUCGGACUACGCACAUGCCCCACCGCACCUUUCCCAGCCGGCGUUUGACGGCGCGGGCCAUGGCUUUGAGCAGGCGUUCGUCCCGCAUGCUUACGAGCUCGACGAGGAGGAGCGUGAGUUCGACCGUGACAUCCGCUACAACGAAUUCCAAGGAGACCACUUCGACUUGCAGGCCAUCCACAUACCGGACGAGCCCGUUGCAGAUUUGAUCUAUGACCAGGACGAGCCGCAAUCGCCCUUCGACCCUCUUCCUGUGCCUCCCGAAGAAGAAGAAGUAAGAGAAAAGCCGCGAGCCGGAAUUGCGGCCGGCCACAAUGGCCACUUGGUGUUGGACUGUCCUGUGGCGACUGAGUUGCUCACGAAAUUCCCCGACUACCAAGCCGCGGCCAAAGAUGGCGGGCUCAGCAGAGAGUUCUCGUAUAUGCGGUACACUGCGGUGACGUGCGGGCCGUCCAACUUCUGGCGCGACGGCUACAUCUUGCGACCCAUCCAUUACCCGGUGCGGCGGCAGACGGAGCUUAUGAUCGUGGUGACCAUGUACAACGAGGACGACAUUCUUUUGGCCCGCACGCUCAAGGGCGUGUUCAAAAACAUCAAGCAUUUCGAGUCGAGGACGCGGUCGCCCGUGUGGGGCAAGGACUCGUGGAAGAAGAUCGUGGUGUACGUGGUCAGUGACGGCCGGUCCAAAAUCAACGAGCGGGCGCAGGCGUUGUUGGCGGCCUUGGGGGUGUACCAGGAAGGCUUGGCCAAGUCGAGAAUCGACGACAAGAAAGUCAAGGCCCACUUGUACGAGUACACCACGAGAGUGGGCAUUUCGUCCGUCGAAGAUACCGUGAAGCUCACCACCGAGAAGGCCGUGCCGGUGCAGAUGCUCUUCUGUCUCAAGGAAGAAAACAAGAAGAAAAUCAACUCGCACCGAUGGUGCUUCGAGGCGCUUUCGCAGGUCUUGGAGCCCAACGUGGUGAUUCUCCUCGACUGCGGCACGCAGCCGUCCGGCAAGUCGUUGUAUCAUUUGUGGAAAGAGUUCGACUCGGACCCGCAGGUGGCAGGCGCAUGUGGCGAGAUCAAGGCGUCGUUGAAGAAAAGACAGAUGCUCACCAACCCGCUUGUCUACGGGCAAAACUUCGAGUACAAGAUCUCCAACAUCUUGGACAAGCCGACCGAAUCCGUGUUCGGCUUCAUUUCCGUGCUCCCCGGCGCGUUCUCGGCCUACCGGUACGUGGCGCUCCAAAACGACAUCAACGGCAGAGGCCCGCUCGAAAAGUACUUCAAAGGCGAGUUUUUGCAUGGCAGCGAGGAGCUCGACCCCGAGGACGACGAGUACGAACUCAAGCGCAACUUGCUCAAGGACGAGGCCGGGAUUUUCACGUCCAACAUGUAUCUUGCCGAGGACCGGAUCUUGUGCUACGAGUUGGUGGCAAAACGAGGCUGUUCAUGGGUCCUCCGCUACUGCAAGUCCGCCAGUGCCGAGACCGACGUACCCGAGGGCCUCGCGGAGUUUAUCUUGCAGCGAAGAAGAUGGUUGAACGGCUCCUUCUUUGCGGCCAUCUACUCGUUGGUGCAUUUCCCCAAGGUGUGGAGAUCGUCGCAUAGUAUUUUGCGCAAGUUGUUCCUCCACAUCGAGUUCAUCUACCAGUUCAUCAAUUUGGUGGUGUCGUGGUUUUCCAUCGGCUCGUACUUCCUCGUGUUCCGCAUCUUGACGACGUCGCUCAGCUCGUCGGACCUCAACUUUGCCCCGGGCAACGUGCUCUCGGUGAUUUUCCUCUGGCUCUACUUGGCGUCCAUCGUCACGACGUUUGUGUUGAGCUUCGGCAACAAGCCCAAGGGCACGGAGAAGUUCUACAUUGUGAUUGUGCUCUUCUUCGCCAUAUUGAUGGUGUACAUGAUCUUCGCCGCCAUCUACAUGGCCGUGUAUGCGAUCCAAACCAUCUACGACAGCGGCACGCAAAUCACCGUGUCGCUCUUCUUCGAAAACUCCCAGUUCCGCGACUUGGUGGUGGCCACGUCCUCGACGUACUUGCUCUACUUCGUGGCGUCCUUCCUUUACUUGGAGCCGUGGCACAUGUUCACGUCGUUCAUCCAGUACCUCUUGCUCUCGCCCGCCUAUGUGAACGUGUUGAACAUAUACGCGUUCUGCAACAUCGAUGAUGUGUCGUGGGGCACCAAGGGAGAUACGGGGGCCACGGACUUGGGCGCGGCCAAGGUCCGCGAGGACGGAACUUUCGACGUCAACAUCCCCGUGUCGAAGGAGGAAAUCAACGAGUCGUACCUCAACCAGUUAGAGAAGAUCAAACAGCCACAGGAAGACAGCGGCGGAGACUCCGGCUCGUCCAACGAGGACUACUAUGCGUUCAUCCGCUCCAUGACUGUGCUCGUGUGGAUGAUCUCCAACUUUGUGAUUGUGGCAUUAGUGUUGGAAACCGGGGGUUUCAAUCAGCUUGACUCGGACUACUCGAGCAGCGACUCGACCCGGUCGGAAAUCUUCCUUACAGUGAUUCUCUGGACAGUGGCGUUCAUGGCCUUGUUCCGCUUUGUCGGGUGCAUGACCUACUUGUUGAAGAGAUCUGUCAGCAGGGUCUUUAGAUCGCGUUCCAAAUCGUGA